Molecule: messenger RNA, 5147 nt
Organism: Pungitius pungitius (ninespine stickleback)
Lineage: Eukaryota; Metazoa; Chordata; Actinopteri; Perciformes; Gasterosteidae
Gene: llgl1
Product: LLGL scribble cell polarity complex component 1
Exons: 24
Coding region: 337-3567 (1076 amino acids)
Biological process (GO): cortical actin cytoskeleton organization; regulation of Notch signaling pathway; regulation of protein secretion
Cellular component (GO): plasma membrane; cytoplasm; cortical actin cytoskeleton
Molecular function (GO): GTPase activator activity; myosin II binding
Source: RefSeq, a predicted model, not a curated record
CGACAACGGGGGGUCCGUGUGAACCGGAAAGAGGUGGAGAGGGGGGGAGACAGAGAGAGAGAGAGAGGGAGACAGAGAGAGGGGGGGAAGAGAGACCGUGGUCAGACCCUAAAGAGCUCCAGGAGGGAGCACAGCCGCCCCGCUUUCAGCCUGAAUGGGCUAGUCGGUUAGCUUAGCUUAGCAUCGUCCGACUGCUCCGCGCCGCCGACAAACUCCCGUGUUUUCCUCUCCGUACCGACACCCUCCCCCCCCCCCGCAACCCCUUAACCCCCCCACAACACCACCCCUCUCCUCCACCUUCCAGCAGUCUUGCCUCCGACGCCGCCCGGCUACAAGAUGAUGAAGUUUAGGUUUCGUCGGCAGGGCACCGACCCGCAGAGAGAGAAGAUCAAACAGGAGCUGUUCGCCUUCAACAAGACUGUGGAGCACGGGUUCCCCCAUCAGCCCAGCGCCCUGGCCUUUGACCCCAAGCUGGAACUCAUGGCCAUCGGCACAAAGUCGGGCGCCAUCAAAGUCUACGGGUCUCCCGGCGUGGAGUUCACAGGACUACACGCAGACACCACUGCCGUCACACAAAUCCACUUCCUGCCUGGACAGGGUCGCCUUCUGUCGCUGCUGGACGACAACACGAUCCACCUGUGGGAGCUGGUGGGCGGGGCCCCCCGGGAAGCGGGCGGGGUUAAGCGGGAAGGCGUGGUCUACCUGGAGGAAGUGGACUGCUGCAGCCUCCCAGGGAGACCCGGCAUUGAGAGCUGCAGCGCCACUCGGGUGACCGUCCUCCUGCUGCUGAGGUCCAGCGACCUGCUGUGCGUCGGGACAGAGGGAGGGGGCGUGUACUUCCUGGAGUUGCCCCGCCUGUCGCUGAAGGAGAACCAGACGCUGCUCCAGGAUCAGAUCAUACAGAGCCUGCCAGAUGAGUACAGAUGUGGGAAGUCCUUGGGGCCGGUGGAGUCCCUGCAGGAGCAUCCCCAGCAGGCGGGGAAGCUUCUGAUUGGCUACAGCCGAGGCCUGGUGGUCCUGUGGGACUCGACCACCCGACACGCCGAGCAGCUCUUCCUGGGCAAGCAGCAGCUGGAGAGCCUGGUGUGGGAACGCUCUGGAAGCCUUUUUGUCAGUUCCCAUAACGAUGGGGGCUACUCCGUGUGGGCCGUUGCUAACGGCAACAACGUCGUCCACCAGCCAGUGUCCUCCACCAUCCCAUAUGGUCCGUUCCCCUGCAAGGCGAUCAACAAGAUCCUGUGGAGAACCACACAGUCUGGGUCUCCGGUGGUGUUGUACAGCGGAGGAAUGCCCAGAGCCAGCUACGGCGACCGCCACUGCCUGACCAUCCAGCAGGACAAAGAACACGUCACCCUGGACUUCACGUCCCGCGUCAUCGACUUCUUCACCGUCCACUGCGUCGAGCAAGACCGAGAGUUCGACGAGCCCUCCGCGGUGGUGGUUCUACUGGAAGAGGAGCUGGUGGUGAUGGACCUGCGGACCCCCGGGUGGCCCUCCCUGCCCACCCCUUACCUGGCCCCCCUCCACUCCUCGGCCGUCACCUGCUCCUUCCACGUCUCCGGCGUGCCGCCCAAGCUGUGGGAGAGGCUGGCGAACGCCGGCCGGGCCCAGCAGGGCCGCCAACCGCCGCGCGGGAGUUGGCCCAUUUGUGGAGGGAAAAACCUCGCUCCUCCACCUAAGAACCAAGAGCUGCUGUUGACAGGGCACGAGGACGGCACUGUGCGGUUCUGGGAUGCGUCGGGCGUCGCUCUCACUCCGCUCUACAAACUGAGCACGGCCAACGUCUUCCACACUGACUGCGACCCUAGCGACGACCCCCAGGACCCUAGCGACGACCCCGACCUGCAGCAGGAGGAGGAGGAGGUGUGGCCUCCUUUCAGGAAGGUGGGCUGUUUUGACCCGUACAGCGAUGACCCCCGACUGGGCAUCCAGAAGAUCAGUCUGUGCAAAUACAGCAACAAGCUGGUGGUGGCCGGGACGGCUGGACAGGUGAUUGUCCUGGGUCUGAGCGACGAGCGCUCGGCCCACCCGGUGGACGUGUCGGUGGUCGACCUGCUGCAGGACCGGGAGGGCUUCACCUGGAAAGGCCACGACCGGCUGGAGCCGCGCCUCCUCCCCGCCUCCUUCCCGCCGGGCUUCCAGCCGCUGGUGCUGGUGCAGUGCGUCCCCCCGGCCUCCGUCACGGCGGUGGCCCUGCACGCCGAGUGGAACCUCAUCUCCUUCGGGACCAGUCAUGGGUUCGGCCUGUUCGACUACCACAGACGCAACGCCGUGCUGGCCAGGUGCACCCUGCACCCGAAUGACUCCCUGGCGAUGGAGGGCCCCCUGUCCAGGGUCAAGUCCUUGAAGAAGUCCCUACGACAGAGCUUCAGGCGCAUCCGCAAGAGCCGGGUGUCGGGCAAGAAGCGGCCCGUCGCCGCGCCCACCAGCAAGGUUCAGGAGGCCAACGCCGCCCUGGCGGAGCAGGAGGACGUGGCGCCGAUACAGCGGCGGAUCGAACCCCGGUCGGCGGACGACUCGCUGUCCGGCGUGGUCCGCUGCCUCUGCUUCGCCGACACGUUCCUGCGGGACGGCACGCACCACGGCGCCACGCUGUGGGCGGGGACCAACUCGGGCAGCGUGUACGCCUACGCCCUGGAGGUGCCCGGCGUGGGGUCGGGGCGCGCGUGCGAGCGGGCGGGCGGCGGCGGCGGCGGCGGCGAGGGUGGCGGCGGAGCGGCGUGCGUGGAGGCCGUUCUGGGCAAAGAGAUCCAGCUCAUGCACAGAGCUCCCGUGGUGUCCAUCUGCGUGUUGGACGGCCGGGGGAAACCGCUGCCGGACCCGUACGAGGCCUCGCAGGACCUCGCCAUCGCGCCCGAUAUGACCAACGCCCACUCGGUCCUCAUCGCCUCGGAGGAGCAGCUGAAGGUGUUCUCUCUCCCGAAGGUGAGCGCAAAGACAAAGUUCAAGCUGACGGCGCACGAGGGCUGCCGGGUCAGGAGGGUGGCGCUGGUGGCGUUCGGCUCCUCGACUCAGGAGGACUACUGUGAACACACGCUGGUCUGUCUGACCAACCUGGGCGACAUGCACCUCUUCAGCAUACCUGGCCUCCGACCACAGGUUCGCUACGACUGCAUCCGUAAGGAAGACAUCAGCGGCAUCGCGUCCUGCGUCUUCACGAAGAACGGACAGGGGUUUUACCUGAUCUCUCCCUCGGAGUACGAGAGGUUCUCGCUGUCUGCAAAGAUGCUCACUGAGCCGCUGUGCUCCGUCCAGCUGGACCGAGCGCUGGAGCCCACGCCGGCCAGCGAUAGCACAACGCCGCCGCCGCAGCCCAACGGAACCCACAAGAACCAGAUAGGUCAGGCUGCGGGGAGAACCGAGGAGUCCCCCAGCGCGCUGUCCUCUCCCAUCCUGGACACCCCUCUGGACUCCCCCCUCAGCUGUGCCGACCUCACCCUCGACUCCACCGGAGAAAUCACCGUGGAGGACGUCAGGGACUUUCUUACCACUGUGGACGAGGCGGAGAAUAACCUGAAGAACAUUAAAGAGGAGGAGGGACGCUCGACUGGCAUCCUCAUCAACUAGACCGUAUUCCAGGGAGGGGCUUGUGUGUCGUGGAUGGACUGGAUUUUCAGUGCUGGACCUCCAACGUCUCCCCCAUCAUCCCACGUGGAGCCUGCGACGGGCGGCUGCACCUCCUGGGAGGAAGGUCCUUCACGCGGGGGGGGGGGGAAUAGACUUUAAGGCCUGGACUCAAAGCUCAUGAUUCUGAUUUCAUGCACCGAAAUGUUUGGUUCAUCCAUCUGGAAGCGUGGGGACGAUUCUCCACACGAGACCCACCGUUGACGUUUCUGUCUUUUACUUUUCUAUCCACCGGGUUUUGUUAAUUUUUUCGGCGUGCUGGGAUGGGUCGGAGCUUCCGGUAAUUGGCGCUGUAGUGGCGCGCACAUUGUUUUCCACGCUGCUUAAUGCGAGUGACCCGUCUUCACGAAACGAGGGAGGACUACGGGGCGGCGUUGAGUUUGAGACGGCAAGGAGAUAAAAAGUAUUUGAAAUAUUGCAAUAUCAAAAGGAACAUCACAUGUAUAUUUUAUUUCCCCUCUUAGGUGCCAUUGAGUGCGAUCAACUGUUUUCAAAUCCGUGAGACAAUGUCAAUGUCUCACUGAUGGACGAUGAAGGUGUUUUGUAAUACGAUUGAGGUUCUAUGAUGUUUUGUAGGGCUCUGGAAAAAGUUGUGAUAUUUUAAUGACUAAUAGGAAGGAGGGGGGGGGGGGGGGUGACCAAUGAAAUCACACAGAACCAGUUGUUGAAGCGGGAAACUAAGGCGCCCCCAUGUAUGAAGGAGUAGGAGACGUAUGAAGGAGUAGAGCAUUGAAAUGACUUUAUUGACAAAUGCACGACCCCAAAUGCAAAUGCAUUUCUUUACCUGAUUGAAGAAGAUAAAAAAAGAGGUGAAGGCGGUGAAAUGAAGCACUGUUAAAUCUCCUCCCCCCCCCCCCCCCCACCCCCCUCGGUGACAUCUCAUUCAGAAACCUUUUUGACGGGAUUCGGGGAAGUGUGACGAGGGAAGUCAGUCUGAAUGCGAAGUGUAACGUACUGUGUACUGUGAUGCACCGGGCGAGUGCUGUGGUGGGUUUCUGUGAAUCGGUGCAUUGUGGGUAAUAUCAGAUAGAUGUGGAGCUUUGAUCCCCAGUAUUUUUUUAACCCUUUUACAAAAUAGUUUUACUGUGUAAAAAAAACGAAUAUAUACAGUAUCUAUAGCUAGGUUUACAGAAGGCAGGUAAAUGACGUGACGUACAGGAUAGGUCUUUGUAGAACUUGUCGUAGCCUAAAAAACGCUCAGUAUUCAAGCUUUUUGAUGCCUCACGUGAAUUAAAGUUUUUAAAAAAAGGGACCUCACUACUAACUAAUGUUACUCAACAGGUAUGAAUCACGUUAAUGCUUUUUCACUUUUGUGUUGGCUUGUUUUGGUGCUCUGGCUGACACACAAAUUAUGCUUCAUUCUACAGCUGGCAACAUUUACUUUUUUUUUUUUUUUAAUUCCACAAUUAAGAAAAAUGUGUUUCCACUCUGUCAUUCAGUUUUUGUAUGUAGGAUUUUAAUCCGGUCAUUUAGCAUUUUGGCUGAUGAAGAAAUUGUGAAUGUUAAUAAAAUGAUUUACUCUC